Molecule: messenger RNA, 636 nt
Organism: Tetrapisispora phaffii CBS 4417
Lineage: Eukaryota; Fungi; Ascomycota; Saccharomycetes; Saccharomycetales; Saccharomycetaceae
Gene: MRP8
Product: Mrp8p
Exons: 1
Coding region: 1-636 (211 amino acids)
Source: RefSeq, a predicted model, not a curated record
AUGUCUGGUGAAUUAGAACAUUUAAAGAAAGAGGUUGCUAAAUUGAAUGAGAUUGUUAAGAGGCAGAGUAUGUUGAUCUCCAGAACUGGUCAGAACGUGUUAGAGAUGCAAGUCUCGAAACAAAAGCACGAUGUCUCGAAGUUUGGCUCAUCCAAGGGGGGUUCUAAGGGAUACUCAGACUCUGAUCUGGCCACUAAUGAAGACUUGAUUCAACUGGUAGGAGAAUUGCAAGGGCAGCUGGACAACAUGGAAGAUAGAUCGAUCAGGAGAAUCAUUAACUCCACUAAAACCGCUCCUGAUGAUAUUGUGGCCCCUAUUCCAAACGCCGAUUCAGAUAUUUUGGAUGCCAAAGAUGGUUUAUAUCCAUCCACUGUCAAAGAAUUUGAAGAUCUAACUGAUUUGAAACUGUUCAAGAUUGCAAAGUUCUAUGAAUUGAUCCCACCAUCCGCAAAGGAAGAAGAAGAAUUCGAAAAAUACCUUGAAGGUAAAGUAGAAAAUUUCCACAUUAAUGAUAUCCCUGAUGAGGAAUUACAAAAACAAUUGUUUAAUUAUAAGAAGGAUCAAUUGGAUGAUCUUUUUAACGAUUUAGCAAGGUAUUUGGGUUUACGCUCUAGGAGAAAUAAUGAUACAUGGUAA